AUGGAGAUCCGGCAGCACGAGUGGCUCUCGGCCUCCCCGCACGAGGGCUUCGAACAGAUGAGGCUCAAAAGCCGCCCCAGGGAACCCUCGCCCAACCUGACCCGAGUGGGCGCGAACUUCUACAGCAGCGUCAAGCAGCAGGACUACAGCGCCAGCGUCUGGCUCCGGAGGAAAGAUAAGCUGGAACACUCCCAGCAGAAGUGCAUCGUGAUCUUUGCCCUGGUGUGCUGCUUCGCCAUCCUGGUCGCACUGAUAUUUUCAGCCGUGGACAUCCUGGGAGAGGAUGAAGAUGGGCUUUCGGAAAAAAAUUGUCAAAAUAAAUGUCGAAUUGCCCUGGUGGAAAAUAUUCCUGAAGGCCUUAACUAUUCAGAAAAUGCACCAUUUCACUUAUCACUUUUCCAAGGCUGGAUGAAUUUACUCAACAUGGCAAAAAAAUCUGUUGACAUAGUGUCCUCCCAUUGGGAUCUCAACCACACUCAUCCAUCAGCAUGCCAGGGUCAACGCCUUUUUGAAAAGUUGCUCCAACUGACUUCACAAAAUAUUGAAAUCAAGCUAGUGAGUGAUGUAACUGCUGGUUCAAAGGUAUUAGAAGCCUUGAAAUUAAAGGGGGCUGAAGUGACAUACAUGAACAUGACUGCUUACAACAAAGGCCGGCUCCAGUCUUCCUUCUGGAUCGUAGAUAAGCAGCACGUGUACCUCGGCAGUGCCAGUUUAGACUGGAGAUCACUGGGACAGAUGAAAGAACUGGGUGUCAUAUUUUACAACUGCAGCUGCCUUGUCCUGGAUUUACAAAGAAUAUUUGCUUUAUAUAGUUCAUUAAAAUUCAAGAGCCGAGUACCUCAGACCUGGUCCAAGAGACUUUAUGGAGUGUACGACAACCAAAAGAAAUUGCAACUUCAGUUGAAUGAAACCUACUCUCAAGCCUUUGUGUCGAACUCUCCCAAACUUUUUUGCCCAAAGAACAGAAGCUUUGACAUUGAUGCCAUCUACAGUGUGAUAGAUGAUGCCAAGAAAUUUGUGUUCAUAGCUGUAAUGGACUACCUGCCUAUCUCCAGCACAAGUUCCCGAAGGACUUACUGGCCAGAUUUGGAUGGCAAAAUAAGAGAAGCAUUAGUUUUGCGAAGUGUUAAAGUUCGACUUCUUAUAAGCUUCUGGAAGGAAACUGAUCCCCUUACAUUUAACUUUAUUUCAUCUCUUAAAGCUAUUUGCACUGAAAUAGCCAACUGCAGUCUGAAAGUUAAAUUUUUUGAUCUGGAAAGAGAGAAUACCUGUGCCUCAAAAGAACAAAAAAAUAACACCUUUCCUAAAUUAAAUCGCAACAAGUACAUGGUGACUGAUGGAGCGGCUUAUAUCGGAAACUUUGAUUGGGUAGGGAAUGAAUUUACCCAGAAUGCCGGCACAGGUCUUGUUAUCAAUCAAGUAGACGUGAGCAAUGACACGAGCAUCAUCAAGCAACUGAAAGAUGUCUUUGAAAGGGAUUGGUAUUCACCCUAUGCCAGAACCUUACAGCCAACCAAACAGCCGAACUGCUCAAGCCUGUUCAAACUCAAACCACCCUCCAACAAAACUGCCACACACGAUGCAAGCAGGAGGGAUCCGUGAGUGCGAUCCUUGAAGGGACAGCAUCGGAUUUCAUAUUUCCGUAUAUAAAGGAUUUGAACAGAGGAAAACAAUUUAAUAUGUCCUUUUCUUAGGGAAAAAGCACACUUAUUUUAAAUGUUCUCGGAAGUACAUGUAACAUCUAACAAUAUCUUAGCACCAUGUACACUAAACUUAAGACUUUUAUAUUGUUAACUUUGGCAAUAUCCUUUCAGCUUAGAAGGUAGUUCUUAUGUUUGCGUACUGACUUUAAAACUUUGAUUCCUCUUCCUUUCUAGUUUGAGAACUUCUCCUGCUGAUUCACCUAGUCAAUUUUUAGGAAACUUUAGCCUGAGGUAAACUCUUUAACACCAGACCAAGAACUGCUAACUUAGAAUCAGUGAGGAUUUUGCCUUGUGGAGGAAACUUAUAAAAGCAAGUGUUUUAUCCUUGUAAACCACCUCCAAGACCUCUCCAGUCUUCUUAGCAUGAAAAAACAUGUCAUGCCAGCUUUCAAAACUAUUUUAAAAUAACCUUUUGCCUCCUUGUUCAGAUUUUACUAAUACCAUAGCAUACAUUUUAUAUCAUUUCACUUGUCACAAAAUGUCCUUUUUAUAUAGCGCCUCUGUCUUCACCUAAACAUUAGUUUCAAGUAUGAUCAUAUAUUUCGAAAAUGUAUGCGUUGCCCAGAAUGAAUAUAAAAUGAAAAUUAUCAUCUUCCACUUUCCAACUAUACUUUCCCUUCAACUAUUCUUUCACCUUCCAACUAUACUUUCCCUCUAUCAAAUUGGUAUUUUAAAAAACAGAUCCAGCAAUAUGUGUAGCAUUUUCUUUUCUUUAAAACUCUGGAAAAAAUAUGUAGCCACCUGCUAAUAUCCAACAAGCUACUAAGUCUGCAUACUGAGAAUAAAGUUUCUCAAACUUAUUUUACUUAUUUAAUGGUAUUUUAAAGGAAAGCACUUUAUGCAUCAGUAGGUUUUAAUUCUCUAGAAUCAAGCUGUUAAGAGGAUGCCAGCAAAUGUUUAUAGAGCUAUUUAAUAUACUUCUGCUAUUUAAUAUACCAAAUGCUUUUCAGAAAAAAAUGCAAUUUAGAUACUCUGCUUAACAUAUUUUAUUAUUAAGAAACAAAAGUAUUGAUUGAAUUAUUGUUCUAUAAUGUGUAUUGUUGUUUUCUAUCAAUACAAUGUAUACUUCUAGAAUGAACAUCGUUGUUACAUGAGAGAGAGGCAUGGCCUUUUCAGUGUCGAGCCAGAGGGUUAGGAUGCUCAAUCCUGACAUUACUCCGGAUGCCCCUGUAGCCUAAAAUGAAGUCCUUCCAGACUUGGCCUUGAUUUCUAUUAAUAAUGUAGGAACAGUUAUGCUUAUCUACCUUGCAGAGAUGUUGUGGAGGUAGAACAUAUUUAUAACGUGUUUUGAAAUCAAAAGAUCCUAUAUAAAUGCUAAGCAUUAUUAUGUAUACUCUUUUUCUCAGAAUAAUCUUUGUGGUGUCCUAAUAGAAUCAACACCAGGUCCUCCCCAAGAACUUAAAGGGAAAAGCAAAUCCGCAGCUUCCAGCUGCCAAUGAGGAUAAAAUGAACACAAAAACUGGGAAGAGAUCUGGACCAUCUUUAUCAAUGGAACAUUUUGUCAGAUCAAUUUGUCAUAAAUAACAUCAACAUUUAACCAGACCUCAUACCAGGGAUUGUUCUUUGAACCAGCAUACACAUGAAUUUUCAGAGACAGGAAAGCAGUCUCAUAUAUUUCCCCGAGAGACUUGAUUUUUAAUCUGCCAAAGAAGAAUGAAGAAGGACCCAGGAAUCCUAUGCAGUGGAUUCAUGUAGUGCAGAAUGGCGAUUUCUGGUGAUUUAAUUAUCAGAUAACUUCCUGUCUUGUUGUUUGUAAAUAUUGCUUUACUAGCUCUCUCAUCAGCCAUUGCAGAGGGCCACACAGGGCUGUAUUUUUAAGGGGAGCAUUUUUUGUGAAUUUCUGGAGAUUUCUCAUUGAUAUUCUUCAUCAAGAAAUGGCCAGGUCAGAAGACACUAAAUAUUUAGCACAUAUUCUUUCUUGCUGGAAUAAGAAGUGAUCCUGCCAAUCAUCUAGCAUAAUAAAGCUUAUUUUUGUGAUCAUUGGGGUGGGGGAUGGGGAUAAAGAGUGCAAAGGUUAGGAAUGAAGACAACCAGGCCAAGUUGGCUCUUGGAAGCAGAAAGGCAGUCUAGCAGGAGGGUGAGAGGGACAUCUAAAGGGAGAAGAGAUGGUUGUGCCCUUUUUAGCGUUCAAGAUCUCUCCUCGAGGAAUAGAGCCUUGAGAAAAGGGUAAGCUUGGUGUAAUGGGCCCUUUAAUUGUCACUAAUGUUUGCAUGGGACAUAAGAUAACUUUGUCCUUUAUGAAAUGGCCAUCACUGCCAUUUUCUUCCAAGCCCCAGAAGAAUGGUAGCACUAGGAACAGUGUCCCAAGAUUUCCUGCGAUUCACCCCCAGCAGCAAAGCUCGACUCCACUCGACUCAGCCCAGCAUGGGCCCUCUUCAGGACAGGUUAGGCAGCAGCUACCAAACCACUGACUCCCUGAGGCAAUGCGGGCCUUUUAUGUGUGCAUCAGGAAAAUGGCCUCUGUGCAGAGUGUCACAAUGCGACUGUGUCCGGCAUUUCAUCCUGCUGAUUUUUUUUAAAAUUUAGAUCAUUUGUCUAUCACUGUAGAGGUAAUCUUCCUCUCUUAGAAUUAUGUCUAUGCUAAUUGAACUACCAACUUCCAAUUUUACCCCUCUAAACAUCCCAGGAAUUGUUUUUCAAGAAGUAAAAUAACAAAACAAAAAUACCACAAUCUGAAACUAUAUUCAUAUGUCUGUGACACAAAAUGAGGAGGAGAAGGGUAGUUACUAACCCCCUGCCUCCCCUCCACAUAGACACACCAGGAAUCAUUAUGACCGAUGGAAGAACAGGCAUAACAAAAGCCAUCUGAGCCUCUAGGAGUGCUGGUGGCAGAGUGGUUAUGCACUGGGCUCCUAGCCACAAGGUCAACAGUAGGAGAACCCCAGCAGCUGGGGGGACAAAGAUGAGGCGUCUACCCAUGUCAAGAGUGACAGUCUUGGAAGCCCACAGGGGCAGUUCUACCCUGUCAGCUAGGGUCACUCUAAGUCACAAUGGACUCGAGGGGUAGUGAGCUUGUUUUGAAUUUUGAUGUUAAUCUAGUGCCUUUAUUCUCAAGCAAUGAUUUUUAACAGUGAUCCCCUCUAGGAAACUUAGUCUGUUUCUGUGGAGUCCAAUAUGACUUGAUGGUGGGUCCUCUGGUCAAAAACUUGCAUAUGUGCACCAACUAUUUCUACAAAGCCUGUCGCCUUCCCAAGCCCUAUAACCUUGAUCACCUCUGAAUCCAAUCAUUGUCAAAUAUGCUGUGGCCUUGACAUUGUCAUGACAUUGUCCCUGACCACUGUUUUCCAAAUGAUUGGCUCACAGCUCUUAUCAACAUGCUGGGUCAGAUGUGGAACAUUCUAACGUAAUGUUCAUGAGGCUUUAGUGCGGUUAAGUACCUGAAAAUGAUACAAUUGAGGCACCCUGGAAAUGUCCCCACUGUCUUUGAAAACCUAGUAAAUAGAUUCUUCGUGCUGUGGAACAUAGAAUGAAAAUCAUUAUCUUAAAGAAUGUCAAAUCUGAUUCCGUGAAAAGAGCAAAAGGUUGCAUCUGUGUAGCACCAAGAGUUUGUGCCACUAGUGCUGUAUCCAUGCUGUGUUUCACCGCUGAUUUGGUUACUAGUAAAAUGGGUCUAAUCAUAUUUCUUUUGUCUUACCCUUUGAGAAAUAUGCAGUUACUGGGUGGCUGAAAGUGCCUCGCUGAACCUGGGACUAAAAAACAAAGCUCAUUUCCCGCCAGCCUGUGACUGUUUUCAAAUGGUUGAUGCAUUCUUAGUUUCGUGUUUGUUUUGGAAACCUUUUGGAACUAAAUUCCAAGGGAGAAAAAUAAAAAGACUCUACAAAUUUCUUAAGACCAGACCCGGGAUCCAUCUGUCUCAGGAAUCCAAUCCCAGAAUCUGCCUUUUUCUCUUGCAUAUGCGUGUUGGUGUAAAUUUUUCUGUCCAAAAUAUGUCUCAUUAUUUCUACUGCUUAAGGAAUGUGACAAGCUGCCUUUUCUCUCCAUAGAGCAGUCAGUGUCUGCCGUGAAACACAUGUUGCUGUGGGCUAUUCACACUCGGGCCCUGAUAGAAAGCUUCUCGUCUUGUGGAUGAAUGUUCAGUUCUCUCUUUUGUUUUCUCAUCUUAUUUCCAAUGAAUUGGUACACUUUAUUAUAAGUUAUUUGAAGGACAAAAUUAAAAUAACUUCCAUUUGGCCAAUGAUAGGUUGGAUAAAUGAGUUCAUAUCCAGACAUUUCUUCACGUAUUAUAAGUUAGUAUAUUUCCCUCUCUUUUUAUAUGUUGAUAGCAAAAUGGUGGUUUAGCAUUUUUCUCUUAUUCAUUUAAGUUGGUAGAGAGGACUUGUAACAUCCCGAGAGUUGACUCCAAUUCACAACCUAGCUUUCCCAUUUCAGAGAAUUCCAAGUAUAGCUGAAUAUGAAGAUACAAUUUAUUAUGAUGACUCAAUAGGCAUUUUUCAGAUGCUUCUUAAGACCAUGUAAUAGGAAUUUGCCUCUUUUCUCUUUAAUCCAUUAGGAGUCCUGCACGUAGAGAAUUAUACAGAGUCACUAAUCAUUUAUACUUCUUUAGACAAUUUGAGGAAGCAAUAUGAGCUUUAAUAGACUAUUACACAUUUUCUGCUGUGUUAAAUGGUUGUUGUCAUUCUGUUGUUAGGUGUCAUCAACUCAGCUCCAACUCAUAGUGCCCCUGUGUACGAUAGAGCCAAACACUGUCCAGACCUGUGCCGAUAGAGCCAAACACUGUCCAGACCUGUGCCGAUAGAGCCAAACACUGUCCAGACCUGUGCCGUCCAUGCUCAACUACUAACCUUCCAAUUGUGUUAUAAAGGCUAUCUUGAAUGUCUACUUCUUCUUUAUAUAAAUAGGGUUGGGUUGUACCUGGACAUAUCUACAUUAUUAAUUCUAUAUUACUAAAAUAAGUGGGCAUAAUGAAGGGCUGAAUUUGGGGAAUUAUCAAAAUCCUCAAACCUUUCAUAUAACUAAAUGUCCAUGUUUUUUCAGAAGUCAAUAUUAUCUGGCAUUUUCAUAUUGUAAGAUGAGAGUUUUCUUUUUCUCUCAUCUUAAUAUCAAAAAUAAACCAUUCUCUUAUCAAUAACCAAGUUGCAUCAUGGUGGAGUGAGUAAAGAAAUGGAACUAGCCCAAUGGGCUACAGUUCUGCUGCUUUGUAUGUUAUCCAAGGGGUCCUCUUUGUAACCCUAUCCCUGUCUUUAUGGGGAAAAUAAUUAUUUGUCUCCAACAUGUAUUUGUUUUGAGUAAAUAAAUAUUUGGUGUUUUAUUUUUGUUUCUCAGUAAAGGAACAAUUAUAGAGCCCAAAAGGUGUUCAUGGAACUACAUGUUCAGCUUCUUAUCACAUUUACCCAUUAAAUCCUAUUAUUUCCAUGCCUAAAUCCUUAAUAAAAUAUGCCUGGUGUUUGUUCAGUC
Molecule: messenger RNA, 7097 nt
Organism: Echinops telfairi (small Madagascar hedgehog)
Lineage: Eukaryota; Metazoa; Chordata; Mammalia; Afrosoricida; Tenrecidae
Gene: PLD5
Product: phospholipase D family member 5
Exons: 10
Coding region: 1-1602 (533 amino acids)
Molecular function (GO): catalytic activity
Source: RefSeq, a predicted model, not a curated record